This is a messenger RNA of Drosophila busckii, 3785 nucleotides long. It is a transcript of the gene cdm, whose product is annotated as importin-13. Gene Ontology annotation, biological process: protein import into nucleus. The record is from RefSeq and is a predicted model, not a curated record. Lineage: Eukaryota; Metazoa; Arthropoda; Insecta; Diptera; Drosophilidae. Gene Ontology annotation, molecular function: small GTPase binding. Gene Ontology annotation, cellular component: nuclear membrane; cytoplasm.
CUUAGCAAAAAAAGAUAAAUUAUUGUUGUUAUUGUGAUAGCAAUAGGAAAAAUACUCCAUGGAUGAUACCAUGGAAUUGGAACCCAUUGAUAUUGGGCGCCUGGAAGAGACUGUAAUUGCAUUUUACAGAUCAAACUCCCAGGAGCAGGCUAUAACACACGAAUGGCUUACGAGGGCCGAAAGCUCCAAAUGGGCCUGGCAAUUUUCCUGGGAACUUAUGCAGCCCGGCAAGGUUCAAGAAGUGCAAUUUUUUGGCGCAAUUACGCUACAGUCUAAACUGAUGAAGUACUGGCACGAGGUGCCACCUGAAAGUCGUGAGGAACUAAAGCAAAAGAUUCUGUCAACAAUAUUGCAAUUCGCUGGCGGUCCAAAAUUGGUGCUAAAUCGACUUUGCCUGUCGUUGGCGGCCUAUAUAGUGCACAUGCUGGAUGAAUGGCCCCAUGCCAUUGAGGAGGUGAUUGAUUCAUUUCAAAGUCAACGCAUGCCAAAUGUCAGCCGCGAGGUGCAGCUAUGGAUAAUGCUAGAGGUGCUGAUGGGCAUACCAGAGGAGGCACAGGUUAUACACACCUCUGUAAAGCGUGCAGCGCUGCGAGGAGAAAUCGGUAAACGAGUGCCGUUGGUGCUGCAGACUGCAGAAACCUACUUGAAGCAGCAGCUUCAGUCUGAAGAAUGGGACGACGAAGCCCAUGGCAACAUGUUGCGUGCAGUCAAGGUUGUUAGCGUCUGGAUUAGAAGCAUUGGCUACUCGAUUGAAGGCUGCGUGACUAUCUGUGCUGUUAUGCUGGAGAUAGUUAGGAAAUGCUAUUGGCCCUGCAUACGCAGCGGUGUAGGCUGCUUGUCUGCCGAUGAGAACGAGCUGGCCGAAACCUGUUUAAAGGCCAUGGUUAAUAUUAUAGUGCAGCCAGAUUGCCACAAUUAUCCAAAGACGGCCUCACUUCUAAUAAAAAUGUUUCUGGACUCACUUUCCGAUAUAACAUGCUUUGAAUGGAAGCGAGAGAAUGAAAAUGAGGAUAUUAUUGUGCAUAUAUAUAUGCUGUUCGUGUCUGCCGUGGAACGGCAUUCAAACUUGUUUCUAUCCGCCAUUACGUCUAAUAAUCCGGAGUUGCAUACAAUAUGGACUCGGAUGGUGAACGAAAUAUUGCACUGCACGGAUAAGCCUGGCAUAUAUCCUGUGGAGGAGUCUUGCAGUACCAUGGCCUUGGCUUUUUGGUAUAUGCUGCAAGGAGAUGUCUUUGCCAUGAGUAUCGAGGAGGAGAAGAUCAAGUGUUGGGAGCACAUAAAGCCAUUGUAUGCACAUCUAACUACCAUACUGGUGCGCAAGUGUGAACAACCCGACGAGCAAUCGCUUGACAAAUGGAACUCCGAUGAUUUGGAAUGCUUUCGCUGCUAUCGUCAAGAUAUUUCAGACACUUUUAUGUAUUGCUAUGAUGUGCUGCAAGACUUUAUAUUAGUAGUAUUGGGCAACAUGCUAGACGAGGCUAUUGUUGAGCUACAACAGCAUCCCACACACUGGACAAAGCUAGAGGCUUGCAUAUAUUCAUUUCAAUCGGUAGCCGAGCACUUCAAUGGCGAGGAGUCACGUCAAAUACCCAAACUAAUGCGUGUGCUGUCCGAAAUACCCUAUGAUACGCUCAAUGACAAACUGCUUGGCACAGCGCUGGAGACAGUUGGCUCCUAUUGCUCCUGGCUUGUGGAUAAUCCAACAUACAUACCACCGGCUAUUGAUCUAUUAGUGCGUGGCUUAAGCUCCAGCAUGUCCGCACAGGCAACGCUCGGACUCAAAGAGCUCUCCCGUGAUUGCCAAAUGCAGUUAAGACCAUAUGCAGUGCCGCUGCUGGAUGCUUGUCAAGCUUCACUUGCCACAGGACGCAUGAAGAACUCGGAUGCGGUGCGGCUUAUGUUUUGCGUUGGAAAGCUGAUGAGCUUGCUGCCACCGGAGCAGAUACCAAAUUAUUUGGACAUUAUAGUCAGUCCAUGCUAUGAGGAACUACAGGCUAUCUGUCAGGACCGCAACGUGACAAAACCAGCAUACGUACACUUUUUCCGGCUGAAUAUGAUAUCAACAUUGUUUUCUUCGCUUAAUACGGAUCUGGACGAAGAACAAGAAAAUGUGCAGAAUGAGAAUGUGCAGCCCGUGCUGUUGGUGAUGCAAACGACAAUGCCAAUCUUUAGGCAGAUUGCUGGCAUGUGGGUAGAGGAGAUCGAUGUGCUGGAGGCAGCUUGCAAUGCUUUAAGGCAUGCCAUUGUUAAUUUAAGAGACAGCUUUCGUCCCAUGCUACAGGAUUUGUGCUAUUUUAUUGUAGCCAGCUUUCAGACACGCUGCUGUGCGCCAACAUUGGAGAUAUCCAAGACGGCAAUUGUCAUCUUUUAUCGCGAGGAAAGCUGCCAAGCGUUGAUGAAGCAGCUGCUGUUUGAGUUUAUUAUGCACAGCUUUAAGCUGUUUGAAAAUACGCCCUCGCAGAAUUUCUCCAAUAUAUCAGGACACUAUGGAAAUGUUCUUUGCUUGUCCUUACGCAAAUCCGUCAAGAAGGUGCCUCAACUUUGUUGGAGGAUGAAACCAUUGCAUACGCAUCGACUUGUUUUCUAUGCAACACGUGCCAUGACGCUGCCAGAGAAUGGACCCAUACGCAAUAGUAUACAGUAUAUAACGCACUUUGUGAUGCAGUCUCGUAACCAUGCUCAUAUUACUGAGGUGGUGCUGAAGUCUGGCGAGAUGAUUGUACACACGGCUAUGACUUGUGUGGGCUAUUUGACGCCACGUCAGCAGGUGGACAAGUUUGCAGAUGUAUUUCUCUCGCUAAACAAAAAAUAUCCGGCGGAAUUGAUUCUUUGGCUUAGAGCUGUUAUGAGAGUCUCCAAUUUCCCAACAGACCUUGUGACCGAAGAGGACAAGACACGUUUUGUUUCGUUGAUUAUCAAAGUGAAGGUUAACAAGCGACUGCUGCAACAGCAUAUUAGCGAGUUUGCCAUAAAGUCACGUGGCCUGGUCACUGUGCAAUCUCCAGUGAACUAAACGUUGCUCAAAUUAAUAAUCUUUAAUCCCUCCUUACGUUGAUUUGUAAUUAGUUGCGCUAUGUAAAUGUUCCUUGCUAUUAAGUUUUUUUUUAUCACUCUCUCUCUCUUUAACACUCUCGUUUAUAAGUUCACUUGCUGUUAAUUUACAAAAAGGCUGUUUCUGGACAUAGAUUAACUUUUUAUUCAUAAUUUUACAAAAAUUACAUGCUUUAUCUCUUUUUGUAAUACACCUUUUUAUACAAAUAUUUGUUUUGCUUUUUAGGCUUGUUUUUUGUAAUUUAUUUUUGGCUUAUGUAUAUGCAUCUUAUAUUGAAAACUUUGAUUUUCACCGUUUUCCUGCUUAGACAAAAUUACCUUUUCAUUAUUUUUUAAGUUGUAAUUAUAUUUUUGUAUUGUUCUGCAACUUUCCAUAUGUAUCUAUAAUGCCAAAAAUAUGUAAAUACAUCUCUAUAUAUAAUAUAUAUGUGUCUAUAAUUAAAUGAAGCCAACUCUUUUCUUUAUUACUCUUGGCCUGUACAUGACAAGGGGGCGGUGAUAGCUAAAGAUAUAUUGCAAAAUUAAGAAGCGGAGCGGAUAAAUAGCACUGACUGUGAUGGAUACGAAAUAAAUAUAGUACAUAUGAUAAUAAAUAUAUAGUAGUAUAUAAAACGGUUGUGACUAACUAUCGUUGACUUUGGCCGCUUCUCGAUGAUGUAGAGGGGGUUUUUGUUUUUCUUUCAGCUACAUUGAAGCAAAUACUCCAAGUGUAAAUUUAUCUAAAGGAACAGCUG